UCUCUGCCCGGCCCUCGCCUCGGCCUUUUCUCUUCCCACCGCCUCGGCUGCCCGGCGGCGGCGGCGUCUUCGAGGAUGAAGUGUAAGCCGAACCAGACGCGGACCUACGACCCGGAGGGCUUCAAGAAGCGGGCGGCGUGCCUGUGCUUCCGGAGCGAGCGCGAGGACGAGGUGCUGUUAGUGAGUAGCAGCCGCUACCCGGACCGCUGGAUAGUGCCGGGCGGGGGCAUGGAGCCCGAGGAGGAGCCGGGCGGCGCAGCGGUGCGCGAGGUGUACGAAGAGGCGGGAGUCAAGGGGAAGUUAGGCCGGCUCCUGGGCGUGUUCGAGCACAACCAAGAUCGCAAGCACAGGACGUACGUGUAUGUACUGACUGUCACUGAGCUGCUGGAGGAUUGGGAAGACUCGGUUAGCAUUGGGAGGAAGCGAGAGUGGUUUAAAGUCGAAGAUGCGAUCAAGGUUCUCCAGUGGCACAAGCCCGUGCAUGCCGAGUAUCUGGAAAAACUAAAGCUGGGCGGUUCCCCCACCAAUGGAAACUCCAUGGCCCCGUCCCUGCCAGAUAGCGAUCCCUAGUGAAUGGCAUAGAUGUUGUUCAGAUUUACUUUGAAAGAAUCAAGUAUGUGAACCCAAUGAUGAAUGGAAUUGUGAAGCACAGGUGAGCUCUUUCGCUCUCCCAAGGAUACAGCUCAUCCUAUGCUUUUGGACACUUCUUCCCUUUCUAUUACAACUAUUUUCCAGGUUGUUGCACUACCACUGUAUCUGUACAGAAUUCUAAUUUGGCACCUGUUGCCUUUUUUUUGUGCUUUUAUGAUAAUAUGUCUGUAUUUCUAAUCCGGUUAUAUGAUUUUGAAUGCAAGGGACUUGUUUCCUGAGUCUUUUUUUUUAUAUCUAGCAUAUAAGCAUUCCUUGAAAUAUGGUAGACAUCACUGAAGUUUUGUUUAAAUAAUUAUUUUGUAAUGACACUGAGUGAUAAAACAUUCCCCUUCUAAUCUGUCUAGCAUAUAUUUGUCUUUUAUAUAUCAGGUGUCACACAGCUGUCUCAAGGUAGCUGUGAGAUAUUAGAAAGCAAAAAUUCUUACUCAUAGGUCUAUGUCAUCCCAGACAUUGAUGGGCCUCCUGAUGGCAGUACUCUACACCACCUAUGAAGUAUUUUUGCCAGAAUUUUAAACCAAAUUUGACCAUGCCUCUAGACAUAGUUCCUGAUCUAUAGAAAAUACAGAGAAGAGAGAAACACAUUACUCUAUACCACAGAGAUUCGACCGGCAGAAUCCAGACUUCAGGAAACUCUAUAGGACAAAUGACCCAGUUUCUUCAGUAAAUAAAUUGCAAGGAUAAAAGAGAGAUGGAGGAUGGACUUAUAGAUUAAAAGAAAUUUAAGAUACAUCUUAACCAAUUGUGUGGAUCUUAUUUGGAUCCUGAUUCAACCAAACUAAAAUGAAUACAUUUAUGAGAUAGGGUAAUUUGAACUUGACUGGAUAUUGAUAUUAGAGUUAAUGGUAUUGUGGUUAUGUUGGAAACGAGUCCUUAUCUGCGUUCUCAAAUAUUUACAAUUGAAAUGAAGCAAUGUCUGGGAAUUGCUGUAAAACAAUGAGUCUGGAUUUUAAGUGCAUUGGAGACAUGGAUGAAACAAGAUUGGCCUUGAUAAUUGUUGAAGCUGGGUGAUGGUUAAAGGGUGGUUCAUUAUAUACGUUCAUCUCUACUAUUGUGUGUUUGACAUUUUCCAUAAUAAAAAGCUAAUUAAAACAA
Molecule: messenger RNA, 1743 nt
Organism: Galeopterus variegatus (Sunda flying lemur)
Lineage: Eukaryota; Metazoa; Chordata; Mammalia; Dermoptera; Cynocephalidae
Product: diphosphoinositol polyphosphate phosphohydrolase 3-beta
Exons: 2
Coding region: 76-570 (164 amino acids)
Biological process (GO): adenosine 5'-(hexahydrogen pentaphosphate) catabolic process; diadenosine pentaphosphate catabolic process; diphosphoinositol polyphosphate metabolic process
Cellular component (GO): nucleus; cytoplasm
Molecular function (GO): endopolyphosphatase activity; diphosphoinositol-polyphosphate diphosphatase activity; bis(5'-adenosyl)-pentaphosphatase activity
Source: RefSeq, a predicted model, not a curated record